This is a messenger RNA of Emiliania huxleyi CCMP1516, 315 nucleotides long. RefSeq lists its product as hypothetical. The record is from RefSeq and is a predicted model, not a curated record. Bases 1 to 315 code for a protein of 104 amino acids. NCBI's taxonomy places the organism in Eukaryota, Haptophyta, Isochrysidales, Noelaerhabdaceae. The transcript is spliced from 2 exons.
AUGGCUGCACAGGAGGCGUCUGCUCACAUCGUCGCGGCUGUGCGUGCAGCGGCGGCGGCGCAAAGCCAGAUCGAGAGCCAAGUCGGCGACGUCGACACUUCCACGCUCAACAGCACCACGGACGCAUUUGUUUCCUCGCUUCAGGCUGCGCACACAAAGCUUCGCGGAGAGAUUGCCAAGCGCAGCGAGGACAGGCCGCGCAGUGCCGCCGUGGGCAGUUCGCGUGACGAGCUGCAACUCGUGGCGCUGCGCGCAGAGCUGAUGCAGGCGCAUGUAGGGGCGGCGCUGGCGGCCUAUGCUUCCGGCGGGACCUAG